This is a messenger RNA of Ectocarpus siliculosus, 1440 nucleotides long. The record is from the annotation of a GenBank genome assembly. NCBI's taxonomy places the organism in Eukaryota, Phaeophyceae, Ectocarpales, Ectocarpaceae.
CGCACUACUGCCACCGUGUGCACGUUUGACCUUACCCUACAAGUCUCGCCAUCCUGAUGAGGCGAGCCAUGAGCACCACCAACUCGUCCUGUUGUUGGAAACAGGCAUGGUUCCUGUCCAUCACGUGAGCCAUAACACUGACUGCAACACAAGCAACGAUCUCCUGAUAGCCAAGAACGCCAUGAGUGGCCAGGCUUCUCCGACUGCGGAAGACAUGCCAGGAAGCGAGCUGCAGGAGAACUCAGGUGUACGAGAGACCUCACGCCAAUGCACGCUGCACCCAAGUGUUACCGGCGUUCGGCCCGGGCUAGGCGUGUUUCAACCUGUGCACAGCAUCUCGCGGGACGAGACCACCGACGCGCACGGGGGUAUCUACCUGCCCCCGAUUCCGCCUAAGGCACCCGCUCCCCUCGUGGCCAUGCAGCCUGAAGCGAUCCCACAGCUCUUUUAGACGGAGAGGUUGAAAUAUCGACCGUCCUUCUCCUGUUUGACACAUGAUGCUGUGACUAGCAUCACAGCAGAGCGCACUGGAACUGGCGAAGUUGGUCGUUCUGGCUGUUACAAGAGCUUCGUGGGCUUUGAGAUUUUGACGUACCGGGCAGUUAAUCUAAUAAUGUCAUCUCCCCUGAACGAGUUUGUGUUUGUACUGGUGCGAAAGUCGACGCCUGUGCAAUCAGUCAAGCUUUCGGGGUCAGGAUACACGUGAGAGCAGACCUUUUCUGUGCUUUUUAAUAAAGAAGCCCGGCAGGCACUAAACUGCUUUGGCAUCGGCCCCCUGUGUCGUUCUUGGCUUCCUGUGGGUUUUUGCGUGGGGACAUUGAGGCCGCAGACAACACCGAAUCUCGGAGGGAAGGGCGCGUUUUUAGAUGGAGAGGUAUGUUCCGUAGCUUGAGUUGUCUGGGUUUCGACGGCGUUCGUGGCACCUCUGUCUGUCGGCGACUCGAGUCUUAGGUGAAAGUUUUGGGGUACUGUCGAAGAGUGUGGUUUGGCUCACAAUGCACAGAAAAAAGCAACCGCCGUCCGUACAGAGAUAUCAGAGAAAGCUCAAGACGUUUUGGCUCUCUUGAUAGCGCUCUCUAGCCUUUUCCUACUGAGGAUUUAGGGCGGCGCACGUCGCCACCAGUGAUCUCGUUAGAUUCACAACCGGUCCCGUUGCGAGAUGACACGCAUUAGUAUAAUAGACAGGUGCGGUACUUUUCUCAGCCCACUCGUGGAUGAAUUAGAGAGGAAGAGCCUCCCAGUCUAUGUCUUGACGCUUUUGGUACGGGUGGCAAAGGAUGCACCUUGGUUGAGGCUUUCAAGGGGCAGUUGCCGAACGGGCUUUGUCAAGUACAGAACUGAUGACUGAUGAGCAACCGAAGGGCUUCGGGGUGUUGGUAGCUGCGGUGCUUCGGCGAUGAAAAAAGGUUACAUCAUAUACACUCGAGUGGUUUGUACCCU